GCCCGCGCUCGUUCCUUUGAGAACGGUUUUUUUGCCGGUUGACGGAUCGUUCCCUUCGCCUACUAUCACUUGCCGGGUUAUAAGGCACCCGCCCUUUGGAGUGCAUAAGUGUGCACACUUGUGCCCUCGUUUCCUCUUGUCUAGGUGUGUCCAGUAUGCUGAAUAGUGGGCGGGGGAAGGCUUUCCCACUUCACGACCCCAGACAGUAGCAUCGGAUGAAGAAGUUCAGGGCAGCGUAUGCCACACAAUUUUAAUGAUGUUACAUGCUAUGUCUUCAAGCUAAGGCAAUUGCCUUAUAGAUGUACCAUUUGAACUGCUGCAUGAGUUUCCCCGUCAGUGUGUCCUUUCCACAAGGGAUAAUGAUGGUUUGGUCCCAGCAACAAACUAGCAGGUGCUGGAGGAAGAGGCCCCAUUGGAACUGGAGGUGAUGCAAGCAUCCAAAGGACUCUGAAGAAACCACUAUGGGUUUUAGGCUACUGCACUGUCUCUUCCACUUGCCCAUUGCAGUUGUCUAUGGGUCUUUAUCACUCUUUAUUUCAAUUUUGCACAACGUGUUUCUCCUCUACUAUGUGGAUACCUUUGUCUCCAUAUACAAGAUUGAUAAACUUUCUUUUUGGAUUGGGGAGACUGUGUUUCUAAUCUGGAACAGCCUCAACGAUCCUCUCUUUGGCUGGCUUAGUGACCAGGCUUUCCUUAGCACACAACAGUCUGGAGUAGAGAUCUCCACUGUAGAAGUUGUUUCAAAAAGACUCAAGGCCCUAAGCCGCAACGGCCCCCUCUUUGCUUUGUCAUUUCUGGCUUUCUGGAUUGCAUGGGCCCACCCAGGUUUGCAGUUCCUCAUCUGUCUCUGCCUGUAUGACAGCUUCCUCACGGUGGUGGAUCUCAACCAGAAUGCCUUGCUUGCUGACCUUGCUGUCUCUGCAAGGGACAGGACUGGUCUCAACUUCUACUCUUCACUCUUCAGUGCCAUUGGCUCCCUCUCAGUCUUCAUGUCCUAUGCUGUGUGGAACAAGGAGGACUUCUUCUCCUUCCGAAUAUUUUGUGUGAUACUGGCUUUCAGCUCGGCACUUGGCUUUACCUUGGCCACAUGGCUGUUGAGGCAGAGGUUUCAGAAUGAGGGACGAAUGAAGUGGGAUGAACAUGCAGUUUUAAAAGAACUGUAUAUUGACCAGCCUUCUAUGCAUCAAGAGAAGAGGAUCACUCUGGCCGAGUACCUCAAACAGCUCUCUAGGCAUCGCAACUUUCUCUGGUUUGUCUCUAUGAACCUUAUACAGGUUUUUCACUGCCACUUUAACAGCAACUUCUUCCCUUUGUUUCUGGAGCAUCUGCUAUCUGAUCGUAUAUCACUCUCCAUGGGAUCAUUCCUACUAGGUGUUUCUUAUGUGGCUCCUCAUCUCAACAACCUCUACUUCCUGUCUCUCUGCCAAAGGUGGGGUGUGUAUGCUGUGGUGCGGGGGCUCUUCUUCCUGAAGCUGCUACUGAGUGUGAUGAUGCUCCUGGCUGGGCCAGAUUGGAUCUACUUGCUCUGUUUCUUUAUAGCCAGUAACCGUGUGUUUACUGAAGGGACAUGCAAGUUGCUGAACCUGGUGGUCACCGACCUAGUGGAUGAAGACUUGGUGCUGAAUCGGAGGCAGCAGGCUGCCUCAGCUCUCUUGUUUGGCAUGGUUGCCUUGGUAACCAAGCCAGGCCAGACCUUUGCCCCUUUGAUUGGUACCUGGCUGCUGUGUUCUUACACAGGUUAUGACAUUUUCCAGCGAGAUCCCCUGAGCAACACAGUGAGUGCCCAGCCAAAGCUGGCUUCCAGCGCAGCCUGGGAACCAACUCUACGCCUGGGCUGCUUCUAUCUCCUUGUUUUUGUCCCCAUCACGUGUGCGUUGCUGCAGCUCCUCAGCUGGUCACAGUUCAGCCUACAUGGGAAGCGUCUCCAGACAGUAAAAUCUCAGCGUCAAACUUUAACCGAGAGUCAGUCCCAAGAAAUCAAAACUAUUUAAUUGCUAGUGUGGGUAAGCAGUUUGGCAUCUCCACGGUGGACUCUGCAUAAUCAAUUCAAUAAGUGGGCAGGAGUUCCAGAUGUUAUCCAAGGGACUUAAAGUUAUGAUAGGUUUUGGUAUACAGGGUUAUUUUCUCUCUUCACUCUUGAGUAAGAGGGGAAAGGGCAAAUAAAGACCCCCUUAUUAGGCCAGUGUUGGUUAGUGAAAGAAGCUUUUGAGUUACCUUGAAUCCUCUGCAAGGCAGGUCUAGACAAGAUCAGCCUUGAAGAGUUUUUGGGAAAUCAAAAACAUGUAUUUCCUGUCAUCGACUAAAGUUGGCCCAGGAAAAAAGUCAUCACAUUACCCUUUUCUCUUUCUUUCAACAAUGACUUGUUCACAGUGUCAGUAUUUAUUCCCCUCUAGAGGCAGCUGACUUGGAAGAGCCGUGGCAGAUAGCUGGCAAGGGAGCAUAUCAUGCAUAAUGGGACUGGGGUGUCAGUUAAGUCAGCUGUGUCCUGGUCCUUGAACCCAUCCUUUCCAGAACUGUUUCCGUACAGCCUUGACCUGGAGGGUAGGAUCCAAGUUUCCCCCUUUGCACUGAACUUGAGUCCUUGGCAUACUUCCAUUACCUUGUCAGUGCUUGCCGAACAGGCCUGACAAAUGAAGAAACUGAGCUCAUACCAUGUGUUGAGGGAACCAUUCUUUUCAAGAAAAUGAGCUCACUGCAGCUAUGUAGGAAUUGGUGCUGAACAGGAUGCAGGGCUGUGUUGCUGGGCGGGGGUCAUGCUGUGAAGGAUCCCUGGCAAUGUCGAGUUCUGAUGUAACAACCUGGCUAGAUCUGAGGUUCAUUUUGGGGAACUAUUAGAAUUACUUUCAAGGGAGAAAGGCUGCCACCCUUUCCGAGUGGCUGCUAAUCUUGGUUUUUCUGCUGAACCAGAACUCAUGGGUGUGUAAUUCUGAGAAACCAUUUAUCUUGCUUACUGACUUGGAGAGUUCCAAGUUAUCUCAGUAAUAGUGAUUUGAAAGACAACGUGCUUGUGAUUUGAGGUACGGUUCUCCCACAUGUGUGGGAUGAUCUGAGCCCAUGCCAGUCUCUUGCUUGUUCACAGAACUUAAUAGGAUGAUAGCACAGCCAAUUUAUUGCUCUUAGCAUUGGAGUGAAAAAAAGUACCUGCCUUUUCUUGAGAAAUGUGCUGCAUUGAAACAAGAAAAUGGGCAGCUGUUAAGUGGAAAUGCCUGCAGAGUAUUAGGCAGAGAAACUAGCCUGUCAUCUAGGAAUAGAGCUGCUAAACCUUAGAUUAGGUCUAAGGGAUGGGGGAGAGGCUAAUUGCGUAACUUCUCCAGGGUAUUCGAGCUACUAGUGGAGGUCUUGCUCCACCUCUGCAUACCAGGAAGGGCAAAGAAUAAUCCCUGGUCCUGUUCUGCUUCCCGACUCUUGUCUUUUCUGAUGCGUCAUGGUUGAGGCUGGGGGAAUGCCCGGCUUCCUUGAAGUGAUCCUAAAGCCCAUGUUUUGACUCUAGGGAGUAGAAACCACAUCCUGUUGUCAACAAGCAGUUAAUCAGUAAGGCAGCAGGAUGCAAAGUUCAGGGUUGUGAGCAAUGCGCAGUGAAUUGGAGUUCACUGGAUGUUUCACACUGCAUAUCUCUGUUUGGAACUGGAGAUGAGUAGGGGAAGAGAAAAAUGUGGCCAUGCCAAAAGUUCUCUCUUUGGUCUGGGCCCCCCUUGGCUCCUGCUGUAGCAAAGAAAUUACUAAGAGCUCCUUGGGCCCCAGUUGUAUCUUCCUCCUUGGGUGCUGAAGCAGAUUCCACCAAAGGCUUUUCCAAACAGUCAAGCUAAGUCACUGUAAUGGCCAUUUUGCCUUUGGAUUGGGAGGAGGAAUGAUAACAUGUUUACCAUCCAAAGUCUUUUGUAUUUGACCAAUUGUAAUUUAUUCCUCUAACUUAACAAGCCAUGGAUAUCUGCAUUUCAUUAAAAUAUAUUCUUUUUAAAACUA
Molecule: messenger RNA, 3963 nt
Organism: Hemicordylus capensis (graceful crag lizard)
Lineage: Eukaryota; Metazoa; Chordata; Lepidosauria; Squamata; Cordylidae
Gene: SLC68A1
Product: major facilitator superfamily domain containing 13A
Exons: 10
Coding region: 462-1991 (509 amino acids)
Source: RefSeq, a predicted model, not a curated record